AUGAUACGCACUAAAUAUCUCUCAUUUUAAGAAUAUUCAGAGUCUAAUUUAAAUCAUCUCAGUUUUUCCUUUAACAUACUAUCACUCUAUAUAAAUAAUUUAAAUCCAUAAUUAGUAUCAAUCAAUCAAUUAAAGCUCUCUCUCAUCUAAGAAUUAUCCAUUUAUUUAUAUUUCUUAAUUUAUAUCCAGGCUUUCUCUAUUCCAAUUUUUCAAUUUUUCGAUCUAAAGAUCUUGGUUUUUUAAGGUUCACUUUUCGAACCUCUUAAAUUCUAUACAUAGUAUUAAUGUUUUACAAUAUUUAUAUUAAGGAUUGAUUUCAAUGAUUAUUAUAAUUGCUUUCAUACUAAAAAGAAGAAAAAUGGUCGGAUAAUUGAUCAAAUAUACAUACAUUUUUCUGUUAAAUAUAAUAUAUGUUGCUUUGAAGUUUUUAUUUUAAUAUUUAUUGUAUAUUAAAUAAUGUAUUAUCAAUAUUAUACUCAAUUAAGAGUAAAAUGA
Molecule: messenger RNA, 495 nt
Organism: Paramecium sonneborni
Lineage: Eukaryota; Ciliophora; Oligohymenophorea; Peniculida; Parameciidae
Source: the annotation of a GenBank genome assembly